This is a messenger RNA of Neolamprologus brichardi, 1643 nucleotides long. Lineage: Eukaryota; Metazoa; Chordata; Actinopteri; Cichliformes; Cichlidae. The record is from RefSeq and is a predicted model, not a curated record.
UGAAGAUAUCGAGCGUACCCUUCUCUCGGAGCAGAGCGUCGGGAUGCAGGCUAGCUCCGUUAACGGGGACGCUUUAAUUCACGCUUUUCCGCCCGUCGGAGGAGGUGACAUAAGAUACCGAGAGGAGGCGGAGGUCGGGGCCGAGCCGAGCUAACAGGAGCCGGUGUCUCUCUGUGCGGCGGGAAGCCCGGCUCCGCGGUCUGUUUGUUGUUUAGCUUUAGCCGCCUGAGUUAGCUUGCAGCCUCCGGCCGCUAACGGUUCACCGGGAGGAGACGGCGGCCCCCGCCCACAGACACGGCCCGGCCCCCGUGAUGGACGGAGGAGCCCCGUUGUAGGAGCAACAGGAUGCGCUAGCGGAUGUAGUUAGCAUCGGGCCUGAACACAGCGCAUCUCCUCCUCCCUCCCUCCUUCCUUCCUCCCUCCCUCCCUUCCUUGUCUCCUAGCUGUGUCCUCUCAUGAUCACCAUGGAGCCGGCCCCCCACCCGCUGCCUCACUUCCCAGAGAACUCCUAUAAGAUGACCGAAGAGGAUGUGAAAAGGCUGAUCGAGUUCAGGGCGUCCAACGAGGCCCUGUUCACAGGGAAGAGGAACUCUGCAAAGAUAGCCUGGAGCACCAUCCUGAAAGGCCUCGGUCUGGAAGGGAAGCUGACGGCAGACCAGAUCGCCAAGAAAUGGGACAACCUGCGGACAAAAUAUAAGGACCUGAAGCAGCCGUACCAGGGCCAGGACCACAUGGGGGGCGUUGUGGAGUCGUGGCCGUGGUUCCACAUCAUGGAUGAAGCCAUGCAGGGUCGCCUCUACAACAGCAACCUGGUGCUGAGCCCAGAGACCGCUGGCAACGCCGGUCACCGUGGCAACUGCCAGCCCAAUCAGAACCAGGAGAACACCGACAUCCUGGAGUUCCUCAUCAAGACGGAGAUGGAGGACACGGUGGCAGCCGAAACGGCAGCGGACGAUGGGGGGGUUCACACGGAGGCUCCGCCCCCUGAGGGCAUCCCGAUGGGCUGGAGGAGGAUGACCGAGUGCUCGUAUAAAAUGAGCGAACAAGAAACCGAGAGGAUGAUCAAACUGCGAGCAGCCAACGAGGCGCUCUUCACUGGCAGGAAACACUCAGCCAAGCCGGCCUGGAGAGGAGGUGCACAGACGUGUCAGGUUUUCACAGAGACUCGUCGUCGGCACGCCGUCCUGUUGCACUGUGGGCCGGAUAAACGUCUCCACUGUGAAUGUGACCUGAAGUUUCCUCCUCGGGGGAUGGAGGGUCAGACCAACCCGGCCUCGUGGCCCUGGUUCCAGCUGAUGAGCGACGCUCUGGAAGGCCGUCUGACGGGCAAAGCUCCCCGAGUGACGCCCGUCUGGACCAACGAGGAGGACGGCGUGUUCGGCUCGUCCCCGCCUCCCGACAGAGACUGUUUGAUGGCGGAGAGGAGCAGCGUGUCGGAGCUGGAGAGCAUGGUGGGCGGAGACAACGCGGAGUCCGACGGGAACGUCACCUACAUCGACGCCAGCGGAGAGGAGUGUUCGACGCCGUCCGACCCGACUUAUAAAAUGACCGACCAGGACACGAGGAAGAUGAUUAAACUUCGAGCCGCUAACGAGGCGUUGUUCACCGGGAGGAGGAACGCCGCCAAAGCCGCCUGGAAGUAA